CCCACAACAUCGCGGGUGAAGCAAAGCGUGCAACCGGAGCGGCCACAUUUCGCAGAAGGGCGAGAGAAGCUCCGAGAGGCAAAUUCCCUCCCAAAAAAUUUCACCCUAUUCAGUGUGACCGAGUCAGCGAUCGGCGUCGCUGUGCGGGGAAGGGCCGAAGCUCGAGCUAGAGCCUCCGGAGCCAUGCCUUCGUUUCCCAGUCCCGGCACCGUCACCGUCUGCGAAAUCAAUCGGGACUUGAUUACUGCUGAUAGCCUCUCCGAUGACCGCGCCAAGGAGACCUAUGGAAAGAUACUAGGAAUGGUGUUCAGCCCUCUUCCAUUUCAAUCCGAGCAGCUGGCGGCUCCGAGCUUUUCUGAGCAAGAGGAUGAGCAGCAGCAGGAGGAGAGCAGAGUAAAUGUGGAGAGCCUUCCUAUGAAAGGAGUGGUCGCAACAUUGCAGGGGUUCGCGAGAAAUUAUCUCAAGCGCCUUUUGAAUCCAGCAGACGUGAAAUUGCUGUCAGAAGUUGAUCUUCAUGGAGUAAGCUGGCACCAACAGAAGCAUAUUAUAGCAUUUAUAUCUGGACCAAACCAAGUUUUAGUUCGUGAUUUCGAGGAUUCAGAGUGCAAGGAUCCAUCCCUUUUGAUCCAUGAGUCACAGAGAGAUGUUAAGGCACUCGAGUGGAGGCCAAAUGGUGGGAGAAUGCUUUCUGUAGCUUGCAAGGGUGGGAUAUGCAUUUGGGCUGCUUCUUACCCUGGCAAUGCUGCAUCUGUUAGAUCUGGUGCCCCGUCCUUUUUAGGUACUAUGACCAGAGGCACUGGGCUCAGAUGGACCUUGGUGGAUUUUUUUCGAAGUCAAAAUGAUGAGCAAAUCAGUGCUCUCUCAUGGAGCCCCGAUGGAAGAUACUUGGCAUCGGCUUCAUAUGAAAGCUCAUCAUUCACCAUAUGGGAUGUUGCCCAAGGUGCGGGGACUCCAAUUCGACGAGGCUUAGGUGGCAUAUCAAUGCUCAAAUGGUCACCUACUGGAGAUUAUUUUUUCGUUGCAAAAUUUGACGGAACAUUUUAUCUUUGGGAGACAAACACAUGGACUUCUGAACCAUGGUCUUCAACCAGCAGGUUUGUCACAGGAGCUGUAUGGGAUCCCGAUGGGCGUAUGAUAUUAAUUUCUUUCUCCAAGUCUGCAACAUUGGCUUCUGUUCACUUUUCAUCAAAACCUCCCUCAAUGGAUGCACUUUUGUUACCAGUUGAUUUACCAGAGAUCUCCUCGUUAGCUGGCUGUCAAUGCAUUGAGAAGAUUGCUUGGAGUGCCUCAGGAGAGCGAUUGGCUGUAUCAUUUAAAGGUGGGGAUGAAGUUUACCAGGGCCUUAUUGCCAUAUACGACGUCCGAAGAACUCCAGUAAUUUCUGCAUCACUAGUUGGUUUUAUUCGGGGACCUGGGGAUUCUCCUAAGCCAAUAGCAUUUUCGUUUCAUGACAAGUUGGAACAGGGACCACUGCUCUCUGUGUGCUGGAGCAGUGGCUUUUGCUGCACUUAUCCUCUGUUGUUCCAUUCUCAUGUUCUUCCAUAGUCAAGGUAUUCCCCAUCAUGACAAACGCUUCUAGCCGAGAAGGCACCAUUCUAACACCUGUGCUCUCUUGUUGCUGAACAAUACGUGUGUGAAAUUCGACAGUGUUCCAUUGGGUUAUCAUGUAGCAAAUUACCUGGGUGCCCUGGUGAAGGCUGUGGUUUCAUUUUUCAUGGAUUUGCUUUCAUAUAAGCUACACAGUCUAUGCCUCAUCAAGUUCUUGAAGAAGGGAGUCCGAUUUGAAACAUAUAAAGACUUGUUGGUCUUCAUGGAAAAUUCCAAACUACGGAAGUAGUUUUCCAUUGGUUGAAUUUCUUUCUUGACAUAUGCCUCAGAAUUCUUGGCAUACGCCUCAGGAAAACCCUGCAUGUGAAACAACUAUUUUCUUUACUGGUUAACCUGAAGAGUUUCCCAGGAUUGAUCAUGGACAACGGAGUCGAAUUUUCGAGCUACUUCUGAGAUUGUGAACUUUCAAGCUGAUCAAAAUCGUGUGUUGGAGCAAGGUCACACCAAUGUGUUUCCUUUUCAGCUCUUGAUGUAUACUAUGAUAAUCUUGCUCCUGGCACAAUUUGGAGUCGGCUUAUUCAUGCUCUUGUUAUAUUAAUAGGAGGUUUUUUGCUCGGCCAUAUUUGAUGGAUAUUUUAGUUUUGACGACUGUAGAGGAUUAUAUAAUUGAUCUCUACUGUACGGCACAAAAUUUGCUUUCUUCUA
This is a messenger RNA of Punica granatum (pomegranate), 2253 nucleotides long. The record is from RefSeq and is a predicted model, not a curated record. Lineage: Eukaryota; Viridiplantae; Streptophyta; Magnoliopsida; Myrtales; Lythraceae.